GCCAACUUAUUAAGCUUGAGACAAGAUACCGCCCAUAUCUUUGACACUUGGACUUACAUAAACAUUUCACUUUCUUUCCUUUUUUUUUCAUUCUAGAAGACUUGAAAGUUGAAACAGUAGUGGAAAAGAGAAGAACUUCAAAUCCGAAUUGUAGGCUUAUUUUAAAUGGUUUUAUCUAUUUAUUUCUGGUUUAUAGGAAUAUAAACCUUUUUUCUUAUCUAAAAAUAUACAUUUAAACAUAUAAAACUUUUUUUAGUAUAUUUUUUCUUGAUAUGAAUAAGAUUAGUUCGGCUCUACAACAUAAAUCACUACUAUUUGCUUACAACAAAUGCACAGACAUCCCUUCUAGAAACCGUCGAGAUGAACCCCACAUAACAAGCAGCACACAAUCCAUUGUUUUGUUUGCUUGUUUGUUUGGAUAUACAUUAUAAAUAUAAUAUACUUUUAUUAAAGUGCCCAAGAAAUCUGAUUUUCCAACGUUAUCUUCUUUUAGUCUAUGAUCAUAUAUAAAAAAAGAGAGGAUACAUAUGUUACCCCAACUUAUUACGUUCUGUGUGUUGUGUCUUUUGUCAUUGGUAGAAGAAAGAAAAACUCAAAUUAUGAACACGAAGAACAACGUCCUUGUGGACGUGUCACCAUUCUUGUUAUUCGAAGCAUCUGCAGAUUCCGAGACUCGUGAAGAAGGUGGCCACGUUGGAUAUGAUGAUAAAGAUCAUGGGAAUGAUGCUGAGUCAACGAGUCAGGUGACGGGUGGGUCGGCUGAUUUUGACUCGGUGGAGAUGGAAGAAGAAGAAGAAGAAAAAGAAGAGGAGCUAGUCACGGGAGAGAAGGAAGAGGAACACGAGGAGGAAGAGGUGAAUAGUCACGUGAGGUGGCCGGAGAGGAGAGAAAAUGAGAGCGGGAGCGUUGAUUCGUCUUCCACGAGGAAUGAUGAGAGGUUGAUGAGGAGGAAGAUUGAAAAAGAUCGAAUGUUUUGGGAAGCUUGUUUAGCUUCUUAGUCUGUAUGCAUCAAAUUAUUAAUUAAUGUGUUAUUGUAUGUUUGAAUACCUGUAUACUAACAGAUAUGUGAUUUGUCAGCUAAUCAAUUAUGUAUUGUAAAUUUAUAUUUAUAGAAUUAUAGUUAGUUUCGCGAUCA
This is a messenger RNA of Brassica rapa (field mustard), 1135 nucleotides long. RefSeq names its product histone chaperone ASF1. The record is from RefSeq and is a predicted model, not a curated record. Lineage: Eukaryota; Viridiplantae; Streptophyta; Magnoliopsida; Brassicales; Brassicaceae.